AAUAGUGCCUGUCUGAAUUAAAGCAUAAAUACGAUAACAUGGGUAAUUGAAUGUGUUUUCCAGCUGGUUUUGUAUUUUCAAGAGAAUCGGAAAUUAAUAUUUCAUUUGUACUCCAUUUUAAUUGUAAUUACUUUUAGCAAUUGAUAAUUCCCAUUUACAGUGACAGUUGGAUAUAUGAAAGUUACAGUUAGUAAUUUAUUCAACAAGCUAAAGCUAGCCGUAGCUUUACUUUGUUGUCAAAACUGGGAUUAUAUUUAGUGGCAUAGCGAAAGACAUUGUGCCCAACUUUUGAGAGCACUUAAUCGUCACCAUGCCUAAAGGAGGAAGGAAAGGUGGGCAUAAAGGCCGAAUGAGAACGUAUACAAGUCCUGAAGAGAUAGAUGCUCAAAUGAAAGCAGAAAAAGAAAGAAAAAAGACUGAACAAGAGGAAGCCGAAGAAGAAGGAGCAGCAGUAAAUGACACCCAAAUUGAUGACAAACAAGCAGGAUCAGGUUCAGAGGACAGUGAUGAUGAAUGUUUUCGAAGAAGAAAUGGUGUAGAAGGUUUGAUAGAAAUUGAAAAUCCCAAUCGUGUUGCUCAGAAAACGAAGAAAGUAACAGACAUAGAACUGGAGGGACAGAAACAACUAUCAAGAAGAGAGAGAGAGGAGAUUGAAAAGCAAAAGGCCAAGGAAAGAUAUAUGAAGAUGCACUUAGCAGGAAAGACUGAUCAAGCCAAAGCAGACCUUGCCAGGCUUGCUAUAAUUAGAAAACAACGUGAAGAGGCAGCAAGGAAAAAAGAAGAGGAAAGGAAAGCAAAGGAAGCAGCACAAGCAGCAACGGCGGCAGCAAAAGGACUUCAUUCAUUGUCCCUUAAAUGAUACAGAGCUCAUAAAAUCACCAAGGCUUUGUUGGAUCAGUAGGAAAGUACACUAUACAAAGAUAAUGACAGUAAUAUAUAUUGGGGGCAAGUUUGACUGUGAUGUGCUCUGUAAGAAAUGACGAUACAAUGUUCCGUUGACAAGGAAUAUUUAUACAUUUUGGAUGUUAGCCUUGAAAGUACACAUUUAAAAGUUAAAGUGGAGCCCCCUGAGAAAGCCUGUGUGUUUCCAAAAAAAGUGGCUCACUUACAAUGCUUAGAUACAUUUACUUGAUGAUAAAAGAUAUAUAUUUAUUAACAGUGAUUCAUGUAAAGUGAAUUUUGUAACUGCUGUUUCAGUUGGAGUGAACUACUGUAAGACAAAAAAAACAUUUUUUUUCUGCAUCAAAAUUAGAGAGGCAUCCAGAUGUAUCUUAAAGUAAUGUAUUAAAAAAGAUAAGAAUAAGUAAAAAUGUCAAGAUUUCGUGUUUAUUAAAGGAAUUACUAUCAUAGGUGGA
Molecule: messenger RNA, 1355 nt
Organism: Electrophorus electricus (electric eel)
Lineage: Eukaryota; Metazoa; Chordata; Actinopteri; Gymnotiformes; Gymnotidae
Gene: pdap1b
Product: pdgfa associated protein 1b
Source: RefSeq, a predicted model, not a curated record